AUGGAAGAGAUGACCAAGCUCAAAGCCGAUGUCCUCAUGAACCAAGCUUCCAAUGAGAAAUGCCUGAAUGAUUUGACGGAAACCUUGCGCAUUUACGCGAGAGAGAACCGAGACCUUGCCAGACUCAUCUACCGUUUCUUCGAAGAGAUAGACGCCAUCUGGAAGGUACUCGGAAAGGACAGAACCUCCAACACCGUACUUCGUGAACACAGAAUUGAAGAAGGAAUUGUCGAGGAAGAAGAGAAACACGAAGAAGAGGAAGAAGAAGAAGAGGAAGAAGAGAAACACGAAGAAGAGGAAGUUUGGGCAACCCUUGUUGCCGAUGACACUUACGAAAUUUCCCAACCCUACCCAUACCAAAUCCGCAACAAGGAGACAGGCAAGGUUCUUACCCCAGUCCUCAACAACUUGGGACACUUGAACCUUACCCUUCGGAAUCGCGGUUCAAUUUCCAUGGGCAAGCUUGUCGCAAUUCAAUGGGUUCCAAAUCCAAACAAGAAGACGAAGGUCAGACACAUUGACGGUGACAAGCUCAACAACCGUAAGGAGAACCUCGAGUGGUUCUAA
Trichomonas vaginalis G3 is the source of this 567-nucleotide messenger RNA. RefSeq names its product MazG nucleotide pyrophosphohydrolase domain-containing protein. Lineage: Eukaryota; Parabasalia; Trichomonadida; Trichomonadidae. The record is from RefSeq and is a predicted model, not a curated record. The coding region runs from base 1 to 567 and encodes 188 amino acids. The transcript has a single exon.